This is a messenger RNA of Zingiber officinale, 1800 nucleotides long. RefSeq names its product chaperone protein dnaJ A7A, chloroplastic-like. Gene Ontology annotation, cellular component: cytoplasm. The coding region runs from base 368 to 1390 and encodes 340 amino acids. Gene Ontology annotation, biological process: response to heat; protein refolding. The record is from RefSeq and is a predicted model, not a curated record. The transcript has 4 exons. Gene Ontology annotation, molecular function: ATP binding; heat shock protein binding. NCBI's taxonomy places the organism in Eukaryota, Viridiplantae, Streptophyta, Magnoliopsida, Zingiberales, Zingiberaceae.
CAAUAGCUUCAGCCAUUUUAGAAUGACUAAUCGUCAUAAUCAUAAUUUAUUGCAGCUAGAAAUUUAGAUCAUAUAUAUUGCAAUGCUUUUUUGGUUUUAUGUGGAUCAUACACAGUAUUUGCUUACCCUCUUUGCUUCUAGGUAAGGCUAUAUUUAGAGGCCAUUUGUCUUCUAUGUGGUUAUAGUAGUGAAGUUUGAGGUUUUUCUCUUCGAUGAAGCAUGGUGCUAGAUCAUACAUAUUACAUAUUUUUUGUUUUAAAUCAUAUGUAGUAUUUGAAUACCCUCUUUGCUUCUAGGUAAGGCCAUAUUCAGAGGCCGUUUGUCUUCUGUGUGGCUAUAGUAGUAAGGUUUGAGAUUUUCCUCUUGGAUGACGUAUGGUGCUUGUUUUGCUGACCCUUUUUGCAGCCUAAAUCGUAUCCUAGAAUCAGGAGCAGAGCAAAAGUUUAAGGAGAUUAGUAAUGCAUAUGAGGUUUUAGCUGAUAAUGAAAAAAAGUCUCUGUAUGAUAAGUACGGAGAAGCAGGCCUCAAAGGUGCUGACAUGGGCAUGGGGGAUUUCAACAAUCCAUUCGAUCUAUUUGAGUCAUUAUUUGAAGGCAUGGGUGGGAUGGGUGGAACGAGAGGUGCUCGCAACAGACCUAUGCAAGGUGAUGACGAGGGUUAUAAUCUUGUCCUAAAUUUCAAAGAUGCAAUUUUUGGUGUUGAGAAAGAUAUAGAAGUUACAAGGCUAGAAAGUUGUGGAACAUGCAAUGGAUCUGGUGCCAAACCAGGUACAAAGACACGCAAAUGCAGAACUUGUGGAGGUCAAGGUCAGGUCGUCUCUUCUGCAAGGACACCACUGGGUGUAUUCCAGCAGGUCAUGACUUGUUCAACUUGUGAUGGUACGGGUGAAUACUCUACCCCAUGCAGCACCUGCAACGGGGAUGGCUGUGUGAGGAAGACAAAGAAAAUUAGUCUGAAGGUGCCACCAGGAGUUGACUCUGGUAGCCGGCUGAGGGUCCGGUCAGAGGGGAAUGCUGGAAGGAGAGGUGGUCCUCCCGGUGACCUUUAUGUCUUCAUCGAAGUUCGCUCAGAUCCUGUGCUUAAAAGGGAGGGAACCAACAUUCUUUAUGAUUGCAAGGUAUCCUACAUUGAUGCUAUCUUAGGGACUACCAUGAAUGUUCCUACAGUGGAUGGAUCAAUAGAUCUGAAGAUUCCAGCUGGGACGCAGCCAGGUUCAACUUUGGUAAUGGCCAAAAAGGGUGUCCCUUACCUCGGUAAGCAAAACAACCGGGGAGAUCAGUUGGUUCGAGUGCAGGUGGAAAUUCCAAAGAGAUUAAGCAGUGAGGAAAGAAAGUUGAUCGAGGAGCUUGCGGACCUAAACAAGUCCAAGACAGCAAACAGUCGGAGAUAGAAGAUUGUUUGCCAUUUAUUGCUACCAUUAGUCUUCCUGUCCCUCAGAGUGGAAGAACAAUCUCUAUAGGAACGUUGAUCACCAAGAGAAUUAGGGGAGUUACGCAGAAUAUCUAUUAUUUAGAGAUCACCAACUCCGAGCACUGUUGGAGGCAUCACCAUGUUGAUGAGAUCUUAUCCUUAAGCCACUUAUAUGAUGAUUCUUAGCUCUACAUUACAAUUUUGUAUGAUUUGAUAUUAAAGUCGGGGAACACUCCCGCCAUGAAACAUGUAUUAGCAAUACUCUUCUAUAGUCGGCUACAUAGUUUUUCCUUCUGUUGAGAUCUAAACUUAAGAUUUAUUGGCUUGUAUAAAUUUGAAGCAGUUUCUUGAAUGAAACUGAUCAAAUGAAAUCUUCCAUAAUUAUGGACC